AUGAAGGUUGUAAACAGGUCAGAUCCGAAAACGGGUGAGUUAGAAGAUUUCACUAUGUAUAGUCUCUUGGAUCCCAAAGAGCAGUUUGAAACAUCGUUUAAGAAAUUUGCAGAAAAUGCCACACAAAAGGUACUGCUAAUAUUCAAUAUGCCAGGAUUUGAGAACGUAGUGACGACAAAUGAAAAGUUUAAGACUUGUGAAUACAACAACUGCAUGAUGACAAGCGACAAGUCUUACCUUAAAACGGCCGAUGCUCUUUUGUUUAUAAUAUGCAACAAAGGUAUGGGAUCUAAACCACCGAUUAGCCAGCAGAACAGAAAUCCCAAUCAGGCAUGGAUAUUCAAGUGCGGUGAAACGCCAAUACAUCAUUGGUUUAGUGAUUAUAAAUCAGCUGCUUGGGAUAACACAAUGAAUUGGUCAAUAUCUUACAGAAUCGAUUCAGAUAUGCCACAUCCUUAUGGAUAUCUUAAAACUAGGACAGUCCCAAGAACAUUGGAUUAUGAAUCUAUUUAUCAAGCUAAAACAAAAACUGUUCUAUGGGUUGUAAGUAACUGCAAUACACAAAGUGCACGUGGUCAGUAUGUCGCUGAACUUCAGAAGUAUGGAGUAGAUGUUGAUAUUUACGGGCGAUGUGGACCAAACCAUCGCAUUGACAAUGACAAUUUGAAUAAGAUAAUGCCAAAAUAUAAGUUUUACCUUGGAUUUGAGAAUUCUUUAUGCAACGAUUAUGUCACAGAAAAGUUUUUCUUUUAUUACGACUUUAAUUGGAUUGUUAUUGUCCGAGGUGGCGCCGACUACGAUCAUCUGCUACCGACGAAAACUUACAUUAAUACUGCCCACUUCUCAAAUGUGUCACUCUUGGCCGAAUACCUUUUGUAUCUUGGGAAUGACAUAGACAAAUAUGUUGACUUCUUGCGGAAGAAAGAUCGUUAUGAACAAAAGUACGAAUAUGGUCACAAAUAUAGUAUAUGCGAAAUCUGUAGAAGACUAAAUAAUGUUUCGAAGUUUAAGAAGACGUACAUCAAUAUGCGUGAUUAUCUUGAAAAUGGACAGUGUCGAAUGCCCACAGAUGUCAAGAGUUCGGAGAGUCAUACGCGAUAUCAGAAUCACGAACGCGUGUUCAAUCCUGUUAAAUGA
Mercenaria mercenaria is the source of this 1137-nucleotide messenger RNA. Its product is annotated as glycoprotein 3-alpha-L-fucosyltransferase A-like. Gene Ontology annotation, cellular component: membrane. Gene Ontology annotation, molecular function: alpha-(1->3)-fucosyltransferase activity. NCBI's taxonomy places the organism in Eukaryota, Metazoa, Mollusca, Bivalvia, Venerida, Veneridae. The transcript has a single exon. The coding region runs from base 1 to 1137 and encodes 378 amino acids. The record is from RefSeq and is a predicted model, not a curated record.